Messenger RNA from Ilex paraguariensis (yerba mate), 441 nucleotides. The record is from the annotation of a GenBank genome assembly. NCBI's taxonomy places the organism in Eukaryota, Viridiplantae, Streptophyta, Magnoliopsida, Aquifoliales, Aquifoliaceae.
AUGGCGUCCUCCACGGCAUCCCUAAUAUCCUUCACCCCAGAAUUCACCGCCGACAACGAAACAAACCGAUUAGAAGAUGAAAGUGAGGAGGAAUUGACAAUGGCCCUGGCGAUUGAAGUCUUACCCGUGCCGGGCGGUCCCCAGAAAAUCAUAGAAGGGAGGCGAUUGCAGUCGAUGGCAGAGCGAAGGAAGGAGUUUCCAGCGAGAAGAUGUUCCUGUCCCACCACCUCAUCGAUGGUCCGAGGGCGCAUUCGCUCCGCCAACGGCUCAGAAGGAACAAAAGACCCAAAAUUUCUUCUCGAUGAUUCUAUGAAUGGUUCUUCUCGUUUGAGACGCUUUUUUAGGCGAAAUUCUGAUUGUGAUUGCGAUUGUGGUUGUUCGUCUGCUUCUUCUGCUUCUGGUUCAUGGCGGUGCUGUGUUAAUUUUUGUUUGUUGGAUUGA